UGGAUUACAGUACUGGGAGGCGGAGCCCCAUUUUCCUCAUCGGCCAGUGUCGCACCAUUCUAUAAGACCAAAAUUCUUUUCCACUAACGUUUCUCCCAAGGUUGAAAGGCGAUCCACUGCAUAGAUCGUCAGCAAAUCGAUUUUCAAGUGAGUUCGUCACCAAUAAGAUGUCGGUCUCAGUCACCAAAAUCAAUGGACUUGUCGUCGUUACGCAAGUUUUUCCUGAGGGAGAGGAGAAGAAAAUCUCCAUCCCUGACCCUGUCUCCGUCCACGUCCCCGUCCCCCCUGCUGAAACGAAGACGGAGCUAUCUGUCCUCCCCUCGAGCCGUAUGUCCCCAAUGACAAGGCUGUUCCUCCAGGGUCAACCAAAACCACUGGGGAUUGUGCAGAUCUUUAUUGGACUGAUGACGGUGGCCUUGGGCAUCAUUACGUUUUUUGACCGUCCAUUCAUUCUGUACGCCCCCCUGUGGACUGGAUUAAUGUACAUUGCAUCAGGAGCCCUCUCUGUCGCUGCACAUGAAGGAACCCAAGCCAGCAUGAUCAGAGGGACCUUGGCUCUGAACAUCAUCAGUGCUGUAAUGGCUGUUACAGGGGCCGUUGUCUUCUGUUUCGAACUCAGCAUGAGACCAGGUGAAAGCGGCUGCCAAAGAGGCUCCAGUGAAUACUACUACUCCGGUGAAAACUAUUACUGGGACUGUGUUUCCACAACAUGGAAAUACAAUCUUGUCAUGGAUGGAUUUAAGGGGCUUCUGCUGGUCCUUGCUGUGCUGGAGUUCUGUGUUGCUCUCAGUGGUGCCAUCUUUGCUGGCAAAGCCAUCUGCUCCAGCUCCAGCAGCCAGCCGGUAGUUGUGGUGGUUGAGAAACCAGUGAUGGGGGGUGUGGACUCUACCUCUCUCUGUGACAGCGAUGUGGCUCUACUGAACAGCGGCAAUGCCCCCAACAGCCCCCCUCCUUAUGAUGCCUGAGGCCCCCCUGCUGACAAAAAUCGCAAACUGAUUGCACUCACCUUUUGCUCCUAUGUGCAUUCGUUUGUUGUGCCUUGAUGUCAGAAUGUUCUUUGCUAAUGUGACAGUGUGAACUUGGCCUUGUAAAACCACGGAUUUAUGUCCAAGUACAAUGAAGCAGUUAAGCACUUAAAAAGACCUCGUAUAAAUGACCUUUAAUUUCUGUUGCUCUUUUAAUUUUAGGAUUCUUGGCUGUGAACUGGGAUGGAAAAUGGGAUGCUUUGCAAAUGCAGGCACAUUGAAAUAUAGGGAUCAUUACAUAAGAAUUAUCUUGUGUUUAUUUGGAAAAGGAUGAACAGUUUUCAGAGGUGUCUCUCUAAACUUGUCUUCUGUGGAGCAAUUAAAUACUUAUACUCUUUGUACUUUGCCUUAUACUAGUCAGUAAUAAUAAAGAUGCACUUGUG
Megalops cyprinoides (Indo-Pacific tarpon) is the source of this 1408-nucleotide messenger RNA. RefSeq lists its product as uncharacterized. NCBI's taxonomy places the organism in Eukaryota, Metazoa, Chordata, Actinopteri, Elopiformes, Megalopidae. The coding region runs from base 168 to 965 and encodes 265 amino acids. The transcript is spliced from 7 exons. The record is from RefSeq and is a predicted model, not a curated record. Gene Ontology annotation, cellular component: membrane.